Molecule: messenger RNA, 5082 nt
Organism: Onychostruthus taczanowskii (white-rumped snowfinch)
Lineage: Eukaryota; Metazoa; Chordata; Aves; Passeriformes; Passeridae
Gene: JAK1
Product: Janus kinase 1
Exons: 26
Coding region: 642-4001 (1119 amino acids)
Biological process (GO): hemopoiesis; cytokine-mediated signaling pathway; cell surface receptor signaling pathway via JAK-STAT
Cellular component (GO): membrane; cytosol; cytoskeleton
Molecular function (GO): ATP binding; non-membrane spanning protein tyrosine kinase activity; cytokine receptor binding
Source: RefSeq, a predicted model, not a curated record
UUCGGGGGGUGCGCGGGCGGGGCCGCCGCCCCCCCCCUGCCCCGGGCGGGUCCCGGCGCUCCUGAGGGGCGAGCGGCGCGGGGGGCGCUCCGCGGGAGGGGGCUCCCCGUCCUGUCCCGUUCCAUCCCGUCCCGCAGGCUGCUGCCCGGCUUUCCCCCUCCCCGUUCCAGACUCGCCGGGAUUCGUGUUGACACCGCGCCCCGGGAAGAUGGAAAUGAGGUUUGCUCCCCUCGCACAGCUGAAGAGCCCCGGCAGGGUGAGAGCGGCUCCAGCGCUGCGAGAUCCUCGGGGUGGGGAGGGACAAGCCCUGGGGCUGUGGGCAGGGAAUGUCCUCAAUCGGGUCGCUGGGAUGCUGAAGGAAUUUUGGUUCCUAUGAAGCAAAAAUACCACCAGCCCCAAAGGGGCAGGAGGAGGUGGAACUGGAGUUUAAAAAGCAACCAGGCCAACUUAAACGGGUUUCAAAGUUGCAAACUUGUAAGGCAGCGUUUUCACGGCUGGAUCCAGCCCAGUGUUUUGUGUUUCUCUCUUAAAAACAGCCUCUGGGACAUCUCAGCACCUUCUCUUUGCCAGUCAGAGUGAAGCUUCUCCUGGGGAGAGUGAAGACCCAUUUCAGUCGUGUAGAGGAUCCCACAGGCACAUAAAUGCAGUAUCUCAACGUAAAAGAAGAUUGCAAAGCCAUGGCUUUCUGUGCAAAAAUGAGGAGCACCAAGAAAAACGAGCUCAACCUGGAAGCUCAGCACCAGGGGCUGGAAAUCCUCUUCUACCUUCAGGACAAAGCCCCCAUCUAUUACUCCAGCGGCGAGUUCACCUCGGAGGAGCUGUGCAUUGAGGCUGCCCAGAAGUGUUCUGUGUCCCCUCUGUGCCACAACCUCUUUGCUCUGUAUGAUGAGAACAAAAAGCUCUGGUAUGCACCAAACCAGGUCUUCAAGGUGGAGGAAAAAUCAUCCUUCAGGCUCCAUUAUCGCAUGAGAUACUAUUUCACCAACUGGCACGGGACCAGCGAGAGCGAGCCCUCGGUGUGGAGACACUCCCCCAGGAGGGCCAAGGCCUAUGACAAGAAGCUGGCCCCAGAGGGGACCCCCAUCCUGGAUGCCAAUUCCCUGGAGUACAUGUUUGCACAGGGCCAGUAUGACCUAGUGAAAGGCCUGGCACCCAUCCGAGAUCCCAAAAACGACCAGGAGGUCCAUGAGAUUGAGAAUGAGUGUCUGGGGAUGGCUGUCCUGGCCAUCUCCCACGAUGCCAUCAAGAAAAACGUGAAGCUGCCAGAGCUUCCCAAGGACAUCAGUUACAAGCAUUAUAUCCCUGAGACUCUGAACAGGACCAUCAGGCAGAGGAAUUUCUUGACCAGGAUUCGGAUCAAUAACGUUUUCAAGCAUUUCCUGAAGGAGUUCAACAACAAAACCAUCUGCAACAACAGCGUCUCCCCUCGGGACCUGAAGGUGAAAUAUUUAUCCACCAUGGAGGUCCUGACCAAAUAUUACGGGGCAGAGAUCUUUGAGACCUCGUUUCUGCUGAUUUCUGCUGAGAAUGAGAUGAAUAAAUUCAACUGUGGAGACAACGAGAAGUAUGAAGUGAUGGUGACAGGGAACAAUGGCAUUCAGUGGAGGCUCAAGCCAAGUCCUGUCCAGACAGAGAAAGAGAAGAAGAAAAAAUCCGAUGGCAAAAGCAAAAAGGAGGAAGAGAAGCACAAACUUCGGGAGACGUGGAACAGCUUCUCCUACUUCCCUGAGAUCACCCACGUCGUCAUCAAGGAGGCCACAGUCAGCAUCAACAAGCAGGACAACAAGAGGAUGAGGUUUGCUCUCAAAAACCACAUUUUUGGCUGCUGCCUGGUUGGUUUUUCUCACUGCCCAUUCCCUUCCAGCACGGAAUAUGCCAUCAACAAGCUGAGGCAGGAGGGCAACGAGGUGGGCAUGUACGUGCUGAGGUGGAGCUGCACCAACUUCAACCACAUCCUGAUGACUGUGACGUGUCUGGAGGGCUCAGAGGUGAUGAAUAACUCAGGCCCCUACAAGAACUUCCAGAUCGAGGUGAAGAAAGGGGGGUACUUCCUCCAUGGCUCCAACAAAUCCUUUGCAUCCUUGAAAGACCUCAUGGAUCACCUGAAGGGACAAAUCCUGCGGACAGACAACAUCAGCUUCACCCUGAAGAGGUGCUGCCAGCCCAGACCCAGAGAAAUCUCCAACCUGCUGGUGGCCACCAAGAAGGCCCAGGAGUGGCAGCCAGUGUAUCCCAUGGGACAGCUGAGCUUCCACCGGAUCCGCAAGGAGGAGAUCGUGCAGGGAGAGCACCUGGGAAGAGGGACCAGGACCCAGAUUUACUCAGGGAUGCUCAGCCUCAAGGAUGACGAGAACGAAGGGUAUCAGAACGAGAGAGAGAUCCGAGUCCUGCUCAAAGUCCUGGACCCCAGCCACAGAGACAUUUCCUUGGCCUUCUUUGAGACAGCCAGCAUGAUGAGACAGGUGUCCCACAAACACAUCGUGCUCCUGCACGGCGUCUGCGUCCGCGACCUGGAGAAUAUCAUGGUUGAAGAGUUUGUUGAAUGUGGGCCUCUGGAUCUGUUCAUGCAUAAGAAAAGUGAAGUUCUCACAACCCCAUGGAAAUUCAAAGUGGCCAAACAACUUGCAAGUGCCCUGAGCUACCUGGAGGACAAGGAUUUGGUGCAUGGCAAUGUGUGCACCAAGAACAUCCUGCUGGCCAGAGAGGGCAUUGAUAGCGAGUAUGGGCCCUUCAUAAAGCUGAGUGACCCAGGAAUCCCCAUCACAGUGCUCUCCAGGCAAGAGCGCGUUGAGCGCAUCCCCUGGAUUGCACCUGAGUGUGUUGAAGAUUCCAAAAACCUCAGCAUUGCUGCAGAUAAGUGGAGUUUUGGUACAACCCUGUGGGAAAUCUGCUAUAAUGGAGAAACUCCACUGAAAGACAAGACCUUAGCAGAGAAGGAGAGGUUCUACGAGGGGCACUUUGUGCUGGCCACGCCGUCCUGCAAGGAGCUGGCAGACCUGAUGAAGCAGUGCAUGAACUACGACCCCCACCAGAGACCCUUCUUCAGGGCCAUCAUGAGGGACAUCAACAAACUGGAGGAGCAGAAUCCUGAUAUCGUCUCGGAGAAGAAACCCGUCACCGAGGUGGAUCCCACCCUCUUUGAGAAGAGGUUCUUGAAAAGAAUCCGGGAUCUGGGGGAGGGCCACUUUGGCAAGGUGGAGCUGUGCAGAUAUGACCCAGAAGGUGACAACACUGGGGAGCAGGUGGCAGUGAAAUCCCUGAAGCCGGAGAGCGGAGGGAAUCACAUCGCUGACCUCAAGAAGGAAAUUGAAAUCCUGAGGAACCUUUAUCACGACAACAUCGUCAAAUACAAGGGGAUUUGCACAGAAGAUGGAGGAAGUGGGAUUAAGCUCAUCAUGGAGUUCCUUCCCUCUGGGAGCCUGAAGGAGUAUCUCCCACGGAACAAGAACAAGAUCAAUCUCAAGCAGCUGCUCAGAUAUGCAGUUCAGAUCUGCAAGGGCAUGGACUACCUGGGCUCCUGUCAGUACGUGCACCGUGACCUGGCAGCGAGAAAUGUCCUCGUGGAGAGUGAGAACAGGGUGAAGAUUGGGGACUUUGGGCUCACCAAGGCCAUCGAGACGGAUAAGGAAUAUUACACCGUCAAGGACGACCGCGACAGCCCCGUCUUCUGGUACGCCCCGGAGUGUCUGCUGCAGAGCAAGUUCUACAUCGCCUCCGACGUGUGGUCCUUCGGGGUGACGCUCUACGAGCUCCUCACCUACUGUGACUCCGAGUCCAGCCCCAUGGCAGAAUUCCUGAAGAUGAUCGGCCCCACGCAGGGACAGAUGACGGUGGCACGGCUCGUGCGGGUCCUGCAGGACGACAAGCGGCUGCCACGGCCACCCACCUGUCCUGAGGAGGUGGAUCAGCUGAUGAGGAAGUGCUGGAUCUUCAAACACGAUGAACGCACCACCUUCCACAACCUGAUCCAAGGAUUUGAAACAAUCAUGAGUAAAAUGUAAUUACUUUUUAAAAAAUCCUGUCAGGACUUUAAAUGCCCAGCAAACUAUCUAUGCCCAAGGCUAUUCUUUUUUUUUUUACUCCUGUAAUUUGUACUCUGGCUGGGCUGAUGUGGUUAUAAAGGAUUCUCCCAACAGACUGAAGAGUUGGAUUAAAAGAAUUUAAAAGGUUUGGGCAAAGUGAGCUCCAGCUCCCUUGGCUGCUGUUCCUGCAGGGCAGUUUUGUCCUGCUCUGCUUCUGGUUGUGCCACAAGUGCAAUUGCCCUGAUGGAUGAUGUGAGCUGGGAAAAUCCACUGCAUUUCUCAGCUCAGACCUCAGCCAGUGGCUGUAGGAGAGCUCAAUUAAUAAUUUCAAAGUCGUCUGACAAAAUAUCCUUCACAUGCACUUAAAUCCUGGUAGCAAACAAAACAACUUUGGCAUAAAAAUAAACGGGAAGCAAAAUGUUCAGCUCUUUUUAAACCCAGCAGGCCCCAGUCCUGAGCUCUUACAGGUAUUAAAAAAAAAGUGUUCAAAGCUACCACCCAGGAGUGCAGAGGGGUGGGCACAGCUGUGCAUUUCAGUGAGGAGCCCAAUUUUGGGAUAAAUAAUCUGCUUUUCCUAACUGCACACCCACACUCUUCCCCCGGAGCUCCCAGCCUGGGGGCACCCCUGGAGGGGUGAAUGUGCACCCCUGGUGCUGAGGGAUGUGCAGGGAAGGAGCCCAGUCCAUGCCCAGAACCUGGAGAGGAGCAUCCAAAAGGAAAAGGCCUGAGCACCCAGGGGUGGCCAGGGACUGGGAACCCCACCAACCAUUUUUUUAAAGAACAUUUUGACUGGAACCUUCUGCUGCCAUCAUUUUUCCUACCACACCUGGAGUUGGAAAAAGCUCUGAAGAGAUCCUCAAGUGUUGGCAAUAAUAGAAAGAGGUCUAUAUAUAUAUAUAUAUAUAAAUAUAUAUAAAAAGUGGUAAUUAUGAGCUCCAAGGAGGUCAGAUUUAUUUUUACAGUGUUAUUGUUUCUGUAUGUCACUUAGGAAGCUGAAUUUAAUCUGUAAGCACUUUGUUACUCUUUAUACAAACAAGUCUAAUAAAUUUUUUUUUCUCCA